UGGUACUUCUACCUCCGUCAUAUUCUUAAACCAGAAAUUCGCCAAGCUCUUAUCGAAACCCAGCCAAUUUAUCUUUUACAAUCUUCUGUUUCAGUUGCAACACUUGACAUAGUUUCUUGUUGAAGCACUUUCAUUCACCUAUGGCGUCCAAGACUGAAAAGGCCAUCGGCAUCGACCUCGGAACCACCUACAGCUGCGUCGGCGUGUGGCAGAACGACCGUGUUGAGAUCAUUGCUAAUGAUCAAGGUAACAGAACCACCCCUUCCUACGUAGCUUUUACUGACACAGAGCGUUUGAUCGGCGAUGCGGCCAAGAACCAAGUCGCCAUGAACCCACAGAACACCGUCUUCGACGCGAAACGGCUCAUCGGACGGAGAUACUCCGACCCCUCUGUUCAGAGUGACAUGAAGCUCUGGCCUUUCAAGGUGAUUCCCGGCGCCGGUGACAAGCCUAUGAUUGUCGUUAACUACAAAGGCGAAGAGAAGCAUUUUGCUCCCGAAGAGAUCUCCUCCAUGGUUCUCACGAAGAUGAAAGAAGUGGCUGAAGCGUUUCUGGGUCUGAGCAUUAAGAACGCGGUCAUCACUGUACCUGCUUAUUUCAACGAUUCACAGAGGCAGGCGACGAAAGAUGCUGGAGCCAUUGCUGGGCUUAACGUGAUGAGAAUCAUCAACGAGCCCACUGCUGCUGCAAUUGCCUAUGGUUUGGACAAGAAAGCUUCUAGAACCGGCGAGAAGAACGUGCUUAUCUUCGACCUCGGAGGUGGUACUUUUGAUGUUUCGCUGUUGACAAUUGAAGAAGGGAUCUUUGAAGUGAAGGCUACUGCCGGUGAUACGCACUUGGGAGGUGAAGAUUUUGAUAACAGGCUUGUGAAUCACUUCGUGGCUGAGUUCAAGAGGAAGAACAAGAAGGACAUAAGUGGCAAUGCUAGAGCAUUGAGACGAUUGAGAACUGCUUGUGAGAGAGCAAAGAGGACUCUGUCUUCCACAACACAAACAACAAUAGAGAUUGAUUCUCUUUAUGAAGGCAUUGACUUCUAUGCGACCAUCACAAGGGCCAGAUUUGAAGAGCUGAACAUGGACUUGUUCAGAAAAUGCAUGGAACCAGUGGAGAAAUGUCUGAGAGACGCGAAAAUCGACAAGAGCCAAGUUCACGACGUGGUUCUUGUUGGUGGGUCGACAAGAAUACCCAAAGUUCAGCAACUUCUGCAAGAUUUCUUCAACGGCAAGGAACUCUGCAAGAGCAUAAACCCAGAUGAAGCUGUGGCUUAUGGUGCUGCUGUUCAAGCUGCAAUCUUAAGUGGUGAAGGGAACCAAAAAGUCCAAGACUUGCUUCUUCUGGAUGUCACACCUCUGAGCCUUGGUAUUGAAACUGCAGGUGGGGUUAUGACUGUGUUGAUUCCUAGAAACACCACCAUACCCACCAAGAAAGAACAAGUUUUCUCUACCUACUCAGAUAACCAGACCAGUGUCCUUAUCCAAGUCUAUGAAGGUGAAAGAGCUAGAACCAAGGAUAACAACUUACUGGGGACUUUUGAGCUCAAGGGCAUCCCACCAGCACCAAGAGGAGUGCCUCAGAUCAAUGUGUGCUUCGACAUCGAUGCCAAUGGUAUUCUGAACGUCUCUGCAGAAGAUAAGACAGCAGGAGUGAAGAACAAGAUCACAAUUACAAAUGACAAGGGAAGACUGAGUAAGGAGGAGAUAGAGAGGAUGGUGCAAGAGGCAGAGAAGUAUAAAUCAGAGGAUGAGCAGGUGAAGAAGAAGGUGGAAGCUAAGAAUUCAUUGGAGAAUUAUGCUUACAGUAUGAGGAACACGAUCAAGGACGAUAAGGUUGGAGGGAGGCUUGAUCCUUCGGAUAAACAGAAGAUUGAGAAGGCCAUUGAUGAGACAAUGGAGUGGCUUGAUAGGAACCAGUUGGCUGAGGUUGAUGAGUUGGAGGACAAGUUGAAGGAGCUCGAAGGAUUGUGCAACCCCAUCAUUGCCAAGAUGUACCAAGGUGGUGCUGCUGGCGGAGACACGCCUAUGGGUGGUGGUGCUGAGAUGCCCGGUGGUGGCGCCAGCAGCGGCUCUGCAGGCUCCGGCGCUGGGCCUAAGAUUGAAGAGGUUGACUAAGCCUGAGGAUUCAAAUUUUAAAAGGUUCCAUUUCACUGUUUCUUUUGGUGUGUGUUUGAGCAGAUCCCUCUACUGGGAAAGAUGGUGUGGCGUGAGAUGAUAUAGUUAUGUAAUUCAGAUAGUAUCAGCUGUAGUUUUUUUUCCCCCUUUAGAUAUAAAAUA
Molecule: messenger RNA, 2270 nt
Organism: Neltuma alba
Lineage: Eukaryota; Viridiplantae; Streptophyta; Magnoliopsida; Fabales; Fabaceae
Product: heat shock 70 kDa protein-like
Exons: 1
Coding region: 141-2108 (655 amino acids)
Molecular function (GO): ATP binding; ATP-dependent protein folding chaperone
Source: RefSeq, a predicted model, not a curated record